Hordeum vulgare subsp. vulgare (domesticated barley) is the source of this 978-nucleotide messenger RNA. RefSeq lists its product as uncharacterized. The record is from RefSeq and is a predicted model, not a curated record. Gene Ontology annotation, cellular component: endoplasmic reticulum; membrane. NCBI's taxonomy places the organism in Eukaryota, Viridiplantae, Streptophyta, Magnoliopsida, Poales, Poaceae. Gene Ontology annotation, biological process: endoplasmic reticulum tubular network organization; membrane organization. The coding region runs from base 1 to 978 and encodes 325 amino acids. The transcript is spliced from 9 exons.
AUGACGGAGGCGAAGCGGCCGGCGGCGGCGGCCUACGACUACGAGGCCGACCCGUGCUGGGCCGACUACUGGUCCAAUGUCCUCGUCCCGCCGCACCUCCUCGCCCGCCCCGACGUCCUCGUGCACUUCCGCCGCAAGUUCUACCACAGAUUCAUCGAUCGUGAUUUGGUGGUCGAGCCUAUGUCAACCACUGGUUCCACUCAACCGAGCAGGCCAGACAUAAGGUCUUCACCUUCAGCAUCCAGUGAGAAUGUCAGGGCUCGCAAUUCAGGUUCUAGUUCCAGAUCAGCUGCCCCACCACCAACAGCACCACAAGCAGGGGCUGCAAAUCCUUUACGUUUUGAUGCACAGACUAUACAUUUCUCUGUAAAUGCCUGGGUACUGGUUGUUGCUGGUCUGGGAAUGCUUCCGAUCUUGCCAAAACAUCUUGCAGACAGAGCUUGCAAGCUUUCAUUGUUGGGAACAGUCCUCUCCUCAGGAUACUGUUUAUACAGUACUUAUGGGAAACCAAGAGAAUUGAACAUGCCUGCAAUUCAGAGUUGGUUGCAGUCAGUACUUGGAGUCAAGGAUUUUAUCCAUUUAAUGUUCGCUCUGUUGCUCGUCACAUCUCAGCUGCACUUAAAGAUUGCUGCCCUACCUGUGUUCUGCUGGGCGCUUGAUCAUGUUGCCAGAUUCCUAAGGCGUAACUUUUCCCGCUCGUCUUUCUACAGGGGAUACUUGGAAGAGCCUUGCCUUUGGGUGGAGACAAACAACAUCACGCUCAGCCUUCUUAGCUCAAAUGCUGAAGUUGCCUUGGGGUUUCUUCUGAUCAUAUCGCUGUUCUCGUGGCGGCGCAACUUCAUACAGACAUUCAUGUACUGGACCGUGCUGAAGAUGAUGUACCGCGCGCCUGUGACAUCCAGCUACCACCAUAGCGCGUGGGCGAAGAUCAUGCGGACCUUGAACCCGUACAUCGACCGCUUCUGUGGCAUAUUGUAG